AUGGAGGGCAUUGGUGACGAAAUUGGUGACGAAAUUGGUGAAGGUAGUCGCGAGGUUGAAGUAGAAGAGGAAGAAGAAGACUUCAUAUGGAGGUAUGAACCACAAUCCUCCUCCGACGAAGAGGAGGGUGGUGAGGAUUGUUUCACAACCCCAAAAAAGCGAAUGGUAGUAACUGCCUACGGGGAAGAGGAGGAAGUUCUUGAAUUGAAGGUUGGUAUGGUGUUUCCUUGUUGGGAGGAGAUUGAAGAACAGUUUAGGGGGUAUGCCAAACAAAAGGGUUUUGGUAUUGCCUGUCGUUGUGGUACGGUGAAAUCUGUGGUUGGCUCUGAUAAAGAGAAAGGAAUCGGGAAAGAGAAGCGUAAUUGUUUGUGGACUUGUGAGUGCUAUGGUGUGCCGGAAAGAAGGCGCAAGGCAUCCGAUUCACUCCAUGAAGUAAUUGGGAGUGGGGUACGCAAGUCUAAGAAAUGUCAAUGUCCCGUACAUGUAUUUGCAAGUGUAAAUAAGUUAGGAGAAUGGGUGAUACGUAGAGCAGUAAUGGUUCAUGAAAAUCAUCACCCCACCCCUAGUAAGUCUAGGAUUAUUGCUUAUAACCGGAAGAAGUUUUUAAGGGAAAAUCCUCAUGUGUUGAGACAAGCGAAUGUAUGUUCGCAAUCUGGUAUGUCUGUAGCUCAAACUUAUAACUUAAUGGCGGUGCAACGGAAUGGUAGAGGUAGAAUGCCUUUCCUACGGAAGGAUCUUAAUGGAGUGGUUGUGAAGGUGAGGAAGGCAAGGACAAGUGGUGGUGAUGCGAGGGCAAUGUUUGACUAUUUUAAGAAGAUGAAAGCGGAUAAUUCUGAUUUUUUUCACGUGUACUGGCAAGAUGCAAAAGGGAUGUUGCAGGAUGUUUUAUGGGUUGAUGCUCGUAGUAGAGCUGCUUAUGAGGAGUUUGGUGAUGUUGUCUGCUUUGAUAGUACGUACUUGACCAAUAAAUAUAAAAUGCCGUUUGCGAACUUUGUUGGUGUAAAUCAUCAUGGUCAGAGCAUAUUACUUGGAUGUGCGCUUGUUUCGCAUGAAAAUAGUGACACAUUUGAGUGGAUUUUCGGCAAUUAG
Messenger RNA from Spinacia oleracea (spinach), 1089 nucleotides. Its product is annotated as protein FAR-RED IMPAIRED RESPONSE 1-like. Bases 1 to 1089 code for a protein of 362 amino acids. The transcript has 2 exons. NCBI's taxonomy places the organism in Eukaryota, Viridiplantae, Streptophyta, Magnoliopsida, Caryophyllales, Amaranthaceae. The record is from RefSeq and is a predicted model, not a curated record.